This is a messenger RNA of Anisakis simplex (herring worm), 669 nucleotides long. The record is from the annotation of a GenBank genome assembly. Lineage: Eukaryota; Metazoa; Nematoda; Chromadorea; Rhabditida; Anisakidae.
AUAUUCCUCAUACUUUCAAGCACUCGCCGANUAGUUCGAAGCAACGCUUUACCUGCACCGGACGACACUCCAGGUUGUUGCGGCUGUGGUACAGGAGGACCUGGCCCAAAGGGCUCACCAGGACGUGAUGGAAAGCCAGGAGCAGAUGGACCACCCGGACCACUAGGACUUGAUGGCAAAGAUGCACCGGAAAUAUCCUCUUCUCAAAAACCCGUCGAUUUCUGCUUAGAGUGUGCAGAUGCGCUACCGGGACCACCUGGUAGCGCUGGACCGAAAGGACGUGCGGGAAAACCUGGUAGCCCAGGAAAAGAUGGUGCUCCGGGAGAGCGUGGACCAGUCGGACCCAUUGGCCCAGCUGGUCUUCCCGGUAAAGUAGGCUCAACGGGUCCUAAAGGACCGCCAGGGCCACCAGGGAAUGUCCAAGAUGUUCCUGGCCCAAUCGGUCCUCCUGGUCCACGUGGUGCAGUUGGGGCGCCUGGUCCAAGUGGUAGGCCUGGAGCGCCUGGUGCAGACGGUCCAGACGGAAAGCUCGGAAUGAAAGGGCCGCCAGGAUCGCCCGGCAAGAACGGACAGCCAGGUCAUCCAGGCCCAGAUGGCGAAAGAGGUAAUGCUGGUAAGGAUAGUGAUUGUGGUCACUGUCCACCACCCAGAACAGAUCCCGGAUACUAA